Messenger RNA from Brassica rapa (field mustard), 5039 nucleotides. Its product is annotated as zinc transporter 2. NCBI's taxonomy places the organism in Eukaryota, Viridiplantae, Streptophyta, Magnoliopsida, Brassicales, Brassicaceae. Gene Ontology annotation, biological process: zinc ion transmembrane transport. Gene Ontology annotation, cellular component: membrane. Gene Ontology annotation, molecular function: zinc ion transmembrane transporter activity. The record is from RefSeq and is a predicted model, not a curated record.
UUUGGGUUCCGAACGGUUGACCAGCUCAAAACUGUCUAGUUCAAAAACUUAACUAUGACAAAUCAGUUAAUAAAAGUGUGUUUGUGUGUGAGAGACAUCAUUCAUUUAAUCAUCAGAUACAGACGACACUCACAAAUGUUCGGUCCCACUCACUGCUGACCAACCUUCUCAAUCUCAUCCUCAUUUUGCUUUUUUUUUUUUUUCUUAUUCUAAGCAAACACCAAAUAUCUUCCAGCUAAUACCGAAUUGUAGGUUUGUAAGCGUGGAGCAUACGGUGCUGGCGAAUAGACAAAGACCAAUGAUCUCAGUAGCAAGCUUUUUAGCUCAAGUAAACGUCCCUAUUUCCACAUUUUAUGGACUGGUGAAAGAGCUUGAGUCUGAAAUUAAGCCUCCAAAUACAUAGAUAUAAACCAUACAAGAAUACACAGAAGGUCGGAUCCUUUGAAAAAGGAUCUCAUCUUUUGGAUUUUAGCAUAUGGAAGCAAAACCACAGUAAAGUAAUUUGUGUGUUUCUUAGCAGGAACUACUCUGUUCUUGGCUCUUGCAAUAGUUAAACCAUGUACCAAAUAUAUAAAGAAUUGCGUCUAUGCAGACCUGCGUCUAUGUAGUGUGCGUAUUAUGUGUUGAGCUAGUCUGUAUUUUGGAUCUUUAUACUUUGGCCAUAUGUAACAGACUACAUAUCAGCGAUUUGAUCCAAAGAUUAAACUUUAUUUUCUUACUACCUCUUUAGCUCAUGUCUGAGAACUGAGACAACGAAGAUUUUUUUUUUCGUUACCAUUAAGAGUAUACCACAACAGUUUUGAAUUUGCUUACUUGGAUACGAUAACGAGUUUACGGAUAGCUCUACCGGUGUACUAGCUGACCGGGAGACAGCUUAGACAUCCAUUUAAUUAUUCUGGUCCAAAACUUCUUGGAAACCAAAAAGGGUAACAUAUCUAUAAUUCAAUGUCCUACAAUAUAUUGAUGUCAUCAUUUAUGCUCGGUUUCGUCACGCCCUUCAUCACCAGCUGAUUAUUUAAAUAUUUAUUUAUCUAAUAUAUUACGAAGGUACGGGCUCGGGCUAUAUAUAAACACUAUUUUCCUUCAAUUUCUUAUAAGAUUUCUUGGCUUUAUGGACGGUACUCCUUGACCUCGACACAUAGAGAGAGGAUCCAUAUCAAACCGUAAAUCGAAACCUAUGCGUUUAGGAACUUACUGCGUUAAAAGGUAUGUAUAAUUGGAACUUUAUAAGGGUCACCAUUAUGUAACCAGUUUACGUAUGGAAUAAAGUUACGAACAAACUUUUAAGUAAAAAACAACAAACAAAUUUGUCGACUCCUACCAUAGUAUUAUCCCACAUCCAUAUUAAAUUAUUUACGUAAAUUAUUCUGUCGAUAAAUUUAGAAGUAAAACGAGUCUACUUAAUUCAAUGUAUUUAAUUUAUACUCAUUAUAUUUUAUGGAUGAAAGAUAGAUUGAUGUUAUGAUAUACCUGUCAUUAUGCUCGGAUUUGUCAUGCACGCCAUCACCAACUAAAUAUUUGAGUUGUAAUUUAUAAAUUUGAUAGAUAAUCAAAUAACGGGCACGGUCUCGGUCUAUAUAAUAGUUUUUUUUUUUAAAAUAUCUAUGCAAGAUGUGUUGGUUUUGUGGACGUUACCCUUUGACGCAAGGUUGCUUAGAACCAAAAAUCAGAACUUGGAUGAUUCGGAACUCAAUGCACUAUAAAGUCUUUAAUUUGCAUUGUUGGAUAACACGGCGCCAUGCAUGAUUGCGUAAAAUUAUAGUAUAAAAAGUGAAAUAAUAUAUGAGAUGAGAUCACUGAUCAAAAUUGUAAAUGAGGAGACGGGCGAGGCUAAAAUAAUCCACCCCCUACCUGUUUGAGCCUGAAAUUGUGAAUUAAAAUCUGUAAAACCGAUAAAUAUACAAAACUAGCUAGGUGAUUACAGAGCAGUUGUCUUGGCCAAAAUGUGUAGAUCUUGUGAGUGUUUGACGUACGAAUUUGUAAAGAUCAUUUGUAGUUUCUGACCAAUAAAAAGAAAGGAAAAGGAUCAGCUGCUGUCUUCGAUGGCAAUGCAUAUGAGUCAGUACUGCAUAACGAAUAUAUCAGUGGCGUCAGACGGAAAUUUUACCGGGGCAAACUAUAUAUAUAUAUAACAAAAAAAAUCUACAAAUACUAUUACACCAUUAUACAAUAGAAGACAAAAACAAAAAUGCAGGAUUGAAAAGAACAUAUCAACAAAAACAGAUAAAAAGGAGACAACAUAAACUUUUAACUUAAAUUCAUAGGGGACAUUAGAACAAAUUUUACCACUUAAGCUAUGUAAUUUUCUAAUUAUCAGCAAAUAGACAAAUUAUUUCAGUAUUUCAUAGUGGACACUAGAACAAAUUUUACCACUUUAACAAUGUAAUUUUAACUAAGUGGACACUAGAACAAAUUAUUUCAGGAAAUAGACAAUUUAUUUCGGUAUUUCAUAGUGGACACUUAAACUAUGUAAUUUUAACCAAAUGGUUUUGGUCUAGUAGUAAAAGAAUUAUAACUGGAGUUUUUGCCAUGGGUUUGAUUCUCCUUGGCCAUCUAUAGACGCUUUAAAUGAUAAAAAACAAGGAUUUCUAUAGAUUUUUUGGUGAUUAGUCUUUGGACUUAAAAAUCAUUUGAAAUCACACCAAAGUUAUAAAAAAAAAACUAUGUAAUUUUCUAAUUAUCAACAAAUAGACAAAUUAUUUCAGUAUUUCACAGGGGUGGCAUUAGAAAAAAUUUACCACUUAAACUAUGUGUGGUAAACUAUGUAAUUUUCUAAUUAUCAACAAACCGACAAUUAUUUCAGUAUUUCUUAGGGAGCAGCUGCCCUCUUCCCUCCUUCCUCUGCCACUGGAAUAUAAGAUCUUGUAGAGUUGAAAUCUUCUUCUUCUUCUUCUUCUUCUUCUUCUUCUUCUUCUUCUUCUUCUUCUUCUUCUUCUUCUUCUUCUUCUUCUUCUUCUUCUUCUUCUUCUUCUUCAUUGGUCUAAAACCCUUAAAAAUUAAGUUAAUAUAUGAAAACAUACUAUCUUCAAAUUAUUCAAAAAAAUAAUUAUUUUUUAUUAAAUUGAUUAUAACUCUCAAAAUUUUAGAAUCUUCUGCUCAUGUUAUAUAUUCGGUACAACUAGUACGUGGAUCUUAAUCAUUGCAAAUUAUAUUCGGUACAAAUAAUAGUAUAACUAAUAAAUUCCCUAUAAGAUAUAAAAUCUAGAGAUCUCUUAAAUACAUGCUGACAGAUAACGAGAUACAGUGAUACACAAUAUAUUCAUACUGCCUAUUUCAAGACUCAUAUGAAUCGAGAUGGAGAUAUCCAAUUGAUAUUGUGGUACUAACGGCAAAUUUCUUACGAAAUCUCUUUGACAUAUUUUGCAGAAAUUCGAAAUUUAAAUCCAUUUUCAAAAUUGAGAACUCAAAUCUGAAAGAAUACAGAACUCGAUCGGACAUACUUCUGUCGUUUUCAAAAACAUCUGAGCAAUAAAUCAAUUUAAACGAAACUUUGAUAGUUUUAAUACUAGUUUUUUUUGUCAACGUUCUGAUUCUAAUAAUUAUAAAUAUACAAUGAUUGUAUCGGUACAGGCUAUUUGACUAUUUCACAAGGAACCAGCUCUUCGGUCGCCGGCUACUAACUUUUAUAUAUAUAUAUACUACAACUUUUUUUUUUUUUUUUUUUUGAACUGAUUCUAUAUAUACUACAACUUACUUUUGUAGUACAACUUCCGAAUGAUAUUACCGUUGUACUGUCACAGAAAUCUCUUACAAUAAAGUCAACACUGUACUACAAACACAACCAUAUAUAUACACAAUAUAAGUUCAUGAAGUGAAAAAAGUACAACACAACACCAACCAGAACAAUGUCUUUCUCUUCCAAAACCCUAAGGUCAACUCUCUUCUUCCUCUCUAUUCUCUUCCUUUGUUUCUCCCUAAUCCUAGCUCACGGCGGCUCAGACCACGAUGAAGAGGAGGAAGCUGCGGGGGCCAACCAACCACCUCCGGCCGCUGGCACAACCGUCGUGGAUCUCCGGUCGACGAGCUUAGUGCGUGUGAAGAUCUACUGUCUUAUAAUACUCUUCUUUAGCACAUUCUUGGCGGGGAUUUCUCCUUACUUUUACCGAUGGAACGAGUCGUUUUUGCUCCUAGGAACUCAAUUCUCCGGCGGUAUAUUCCUCGCGACCGCUCUAAUUCAUUUCCUCAGCGAUGCCAACGAGACUUUCCGAGGGUUAAAACACAAGGAGUAUCCUUACGCCUUCAUGUUAGCAGCCGGUGGAUAUUGCCUUACGAUGCUCGCAGAUGUGGCGGUUGCGUUUGUAGCGGCUGGGAGUAGUAAUAAUAAUCACAACGGGGCUAGUGGAGCCGGAGAGUCGAGAGUGGAUGAUGCCGUGGAGGUGAAGGAAGAAGGUCGUCGUGAGACUGGAAGUAGCGUUGAUGUGAAUCAAACGAUUUUGCGUACGAGUGGAUUUGGAGACACGGCUUUGCUAAUUGUUGCGCUUUGUUUUCACUCGGUUUUCGAGGGAAUCGCCAUUGGUGUCUCAGACACUAAAAGCGACGCAUGGAGAAACCUGUGGACAAUAUCGUUGCACAAGAUCUUCGCAGCCGUAGCCAUGGGAAUAGCUCUCCUCAAGCUAAUCCCUAAACGACCAUUCUUCCUCACAGCUGUCUACUCCUUUGCCUUUGGGAUUUCGAGUCCUUUAGGCGUGGGCAUUGGCAUCGCCAUCAAUGCUACGAGCCAAGGAGCCGCAGGUGAUUGGACUUACGCAAUAUCAAUGAGCAUUGCAUGUGGAGUCUUCAUGUAUGUUUCGAUUCACCACCUUAUCGCAAAAGGGUAUAAGCCUCGUGAGGGGUGUUACUUCGACAAGCCAAUCUACAAGUUUCUUGCUGUCUUCCUCGGUGUUAUCUUGCUCUCUAUUGUUAUGAUUUGGGAUUAAUUUUGUUCACAACUUUAGUUUCACUAAUUCCUUUGUUAAAAUCUGUUUCAUUAUCUUUCAAGUUCAAUUUCGAGGAAAACAAUUCAAUGUAAAUCGUUAAAAGAAAAUUGUACUACACUCUUA